AUGGCAGAAAGUCGACUUCAGCCUUCCUCAUCAACAGCUGGGUUUUUCCAGACAUUCCCAGUCCUUCCACCGCGGUAUUCGGCUUCGAGUGGUCUCCCAAACGCAAAUGACUUCGAAUGGAACAACCAUAAGAGGCUCUCGGAUGAUGCAGUGUUCGCACGUAUCCUGUCCAUCUAUCUGCCUGGUAAUGCAGGGCCGGCAAUGCGCUCCAUCCAUGACUUGUCGCGCAGGGCUAUCCAUCCCUCGGUUCUCAGCCACUCGGUCGACGCUGAAAUCAAUCAACCUGUACUCCGCCCACUCAACACGUUCGGAGAUGAAAACCGAUCAGACCCGCUCUGGACCACUGGUGGGUGGAAAGCCCUGAAAGCAAUUGGUGUUGAAGAGGGGUUGGUGUCCACCGCAUAUACACCCGGACCCGUUUCAUGGAAUCGUCGAGUGCAUCAGUUUGGAAAGGUUCAUGUUUGGGCGACGACUUCUGUAGUGACCCUGUGCCCUAUGUCGAUGACUGACGGAGCGGCGACGCUCUUGUCGAAGCAUCUUAAGGACGACGAUGGGGAUCAGCCUGGUCGUGGGGAAGUGCUUGCCGAAGCAUUCAACAGACUUACCUCGAAUGAACCAGACCGUGCUUGGACAAGCGGCCAAUGGAUGACGGAGCGGAGCGGCGGCAGUGAUGUAAGCGGGACCGAGACCGUGGCAAGAAAGCUGACGGGGGAGGAGUUGGCCUUGGAUACCGAAUCCCACAGAGAUUGCGAUGCCAAUGGAAUGCCUCUUGGACCCUGGCGAGUCGACGGAUUCAAAUGGUUUAGUAGUGCUACCGACUCUAAUAUGGCCAUGCUGCUGGCUCGUACGGAAAAAGGAAUCAGCAUGUUCUAUGCGCCGACUCGGCGCAGAAUUAGCUCAAGCUCAGAGUCAACAGCCUCUGAACUAAACGGCGUGCGCAUUCAGCGACUGAAGAACAAGGUAGGCACGAAAGCUUUACCUACUGCUGAGCUGGAGCUCCGAGGAAUGCGUGCCUGGUUGGUUGGCGAAGAAGGAAAAGGAGUCAGGGAAAUCGCUGGUUUGAUCAAUAUAACAAGAAUGCACAACGCCGUACGCAACGCGGGCUACUGGUCUCAUGGCUUAGCUGUGUGUCGGGCAUAUUCCAAGGUGCGAAAGGUCCGUGGUGGUCUUUUACAGGAUAAUGCUCAACACCUUGGCUGGAUGGCUGGAGAGACAGUGAAGUACUGGGGAGCGGUACAUUUGGCCUAUUUUGGCGUUGCUCUGCUAGGUGCAGACCAGCAAGGCUGGGCCACUGGAGUACAAGGAACUCAUGCUCAAGCGUUGAUUCCAGAUGAUCCUGUCGCUAUCACGGCGUUGCUGCGACUGCUCACACCCUUGGCCAAGGGCCAAGUUUGUCUCAAGAGUGUGUCCGGUAUCCGCGCCUGCAUGGAGAGCCUGGGAGGCGUUGGAUAUUGCGAAAAUAACGAAAAUGGUGGGACUUUGAACCUCGCACGGGUGUGGCGCGACUCGGCUGUCGGCAGUAUAUGGGAAGGAACUACUAGUGUCAUGGCUGAGGAUGUUGUCAGGGUCUUGAUGGACAAACGCUUGGGGCAUGGAAACGUUUUGGAAAAUGUUCUACAACCUUGGGUCCAGAAUGUCCUCAGCCGUUGUCAAGAAAUGUUUCCGGAACAAUGCGCUACAGUAUCUGAAAGAUGGAACUUCUUGACAGCUUCGAUCACCGGUGUGGACAAGGAGACCCUUCAUUGGAGGGGCAGGGAGAUCUUGGAGCAUCUCGAUGUGGUUAUGGCAGCGUGUUUAUUGUUGUAUGACGCAUCUCUGGACGCAGACGAUGUCGCGAUAGCAGUCGCAACAAGGUGGGUACGCACUGAGGUCUCACUAAGUCCUCGGCUCGAUCGAGGGGAGAGCGAUCUGCAGCAAGAGCAAUACAUGGACAGGAAGAUCUUCCUCGGACCGGUGAAGAAUGUUUCGAGUUCUGGGAGCCCGAAACUAUGA
This is a messenger RNA of Fonsecaea nubica, 1992 nucleotides long. RefSeq lists its product as hypothetical. Lineage: Eukaryota; Fungi; Ascomycota; Eurotiomycetes; Chaetothyriales; Herpotrichiellaceae. The record is from RefSeq and is a predicted model, not a curated record. Bases 1 to 1992 code for a protein of 663 amino acids. Gene Ontology annotation, molecular function: oxidoreductase activity, acting on the CH-CH group of donors. The transcript has a single exon.